UCCCUCCACAAGUUCUCGUCUCCCAUGUCCUCCGUAGAUUACAUUUACACACCCGAUAUGAAAAGAGAAACUGAUUUUGUCUCAGAGAGAUAGAGAUAGAGAGAAUGGCAUCGUCAUUAUUAUCUACUUCUCAUCUCUCAGUUUUCCCAGAACGCCUGUCUUUAUACUCUAAACCCUCCCAGCACCACUUACUUAAUGUGAAGCCAGUUGGGAUUCGUGUGAAAUCAAGUUUGGAAGAUGAAAGCUCCUCGUCCUCUGGAGGUUUCGAUGACCCAUCACAGUCAAUCAAGAUGAAGGAAUCUCAAUUGUCAACAUCAAGGCGCCAGUGUCUUUCUUGCUUGUGUUCAACCUUAGUUUUAAUCGGUACUUCAGCAACUUCCAUUUCGAUCCCAAAAGCAAUUGCCAUGGAUGGAAAAGAAAGACCUGUAUGCCGGAAUUGUUUGGGCAGUGGUGCUGUACUUUGUGAUAUGUGCGGUGGUACCGGAAAAUGGAAAGCCCUCAACAGAAAACGAGCUAAAGAUGUUUAUGAGUUUACAGAAUGUCCAAAUUGUUAUGGUCGAGGGAAACUCGUUUGUCCUGUUUGUUUAGGUACUGGUUUACCAAAUAACAAAGGUCUUCUAAGGAGGCCUGAUGCACGGCAAUUACUUGAUAAGAUGUACAAUGGUCGGAUACUGCCUGGUUCUUAAGCAUCACAACAUUUGGACAAGGACGAUCGAGUCAUAACAAGCCAAAAAAUCCAGUGUUCAAAUCAGCAGAGUGGAAGAUCCUUAUUGCAAGACAAUUCACUCAACAAGCAAUACUAAAUAACAAUUAUGUAUGGCAUGCUUACCUCUACGAAAUAAAGAACUCCAAAUCAACAAGCACGGACUGUGCUUAGUGCUUACACGCUCGACUUGAGGGUGCCUUGUGACAAGAUAUGUCAAUUUCUGCAAGAUUUCGGGAGAAACUGAUUUCCCAGCAAGAGAAACUGCAACAAGCAGCCCAUCUUUAGAAUGCUGGCAGAUAUGUCUAACAGGAAUAACCUUAUCUGCCUAUCACUCUAUCUGCUUCCUUCCAAAACAACCACGAAUGAAAAGUGAUACCUGCAUUUUCAAAAGCAGUUCCAGACCAA
Messenger RNA from Populus trichocarpa (black cottonwood), 1111 nucleotides. Its product is annotated as protein PHOTOSYSTEM I ASSEMBLY 2, chloroplastic. Lineage: Eukaryota; Viridiplantae; Streptophyta; Magnoliopsida; Malpighiales; Salicaceae. The record is from RefSeq and is a predicted model, not a curated record. The coding region runs from base 105 to 686 and encodes 193 amino acids. The transcript is spliced from 6 exons.